Molecule: messenger RNA, 1465 nt
Organism: Westerdykella ornata
Lineage: Eukaryota; Fungi; Ascomycota; Dothideomycetes; Pleosporales; Sporormiaceae
Product: actin depolymerizing protein
Exons: 2
Coding region: 149-1249 (366 amino acids)
Biological process (GO): actin filament depolymerization; barbed-end actin filament capping
Cellular component (GO): actin filament; cytoplasm
Molecular function (GO): actin monomer binding; actin filament binding
Source: RefSeq, a predicted model, not a curated record
CAUGCACAUCUCACUCUGGACAAGCUGAGGGUGUCUCAAACACCACGCGAGUUUCAGAGUGCAGUGGAGUGCUUCAAGACUGCCGGGGGAGCCUUUUCAACUCCGAACCCUUCUAUCAGAAUCAACAUCUUUCAAUCACCUAUUCACCAUGCAAUCCGGAAUCUCAGCCUCCGAAGAGCUCCAAUCCGCCUUCCGCACCCUCCUCACCACCCCGUCCCAACGCGGCCUCCUCGCCACCAUCGCCUCCGAACGCAUCGUGCCCCUCACCACCAUCCCCUCGACCUCGGCAUCCUUCUCCUCGGACCUGGCGAACCUCGCCCCUCACCUGAAACCCAACGAAGCACUAUACAUUCUCCUCAAGCGCGCCGAUGACCUCUCCUCCUCCACAUCCACCCGUACCAACAACACCACCAUCACCGACGACCCCUCCUCAAAAACCGAAGUCGGCACUCUAGUAGCCAUAACCUACAUCCCCUCCCCAGCGCCCGUGCGCUCCAAGAUGCUCUUCGCCAGCACGCGGCUCACGCUCGUGCGCGACCUGGGCAGCGAGCACUUCCGCGAGACGCUCUUCGUGACGGCGGCCGACGAGCUGAGCGCCGAGGGGUGGGCGCGGCACGAGGCGCAUGCCGAGAGCGCGGCGCCGCUGACGGAGGAGGAGCGGAGUUUGAAGGAGAUACGGGAGGCGGAGGCUGUGGAGGGGACGGGGGCGGGGAUGGAGGGGAGGAAGAGGGGGUUGGUGAGUGUGGGGAGGGUCGGGAUGAGGGUCGGCGAGGGGGUCGUGGAGGCUUUGAAGGCGUUGGGGUUGGGGGGUGGGAAUCUGGUCCAGUUGCGUAUGGAUGUCCAGACGGAGACGCUGGAACUUGUCGAUUCUUCUUCUUCCUCUUCCUCCGUGUCGGCGCCAAAGGAUAUCGCGGAUUGCAUUGCGGCGACGGAGCCUAGGUACGUGUUUUAUAGGUUCGACGAUGCGCCGGGUGGUGGUGGCUCCGCCGCGGAUAACGUCGUCUUCAUCUCCACGUGUCCCAGCGUGUCCAAGAUCAAGGAGCGCAUGCUGUUUGCGGCGAGUAGGCGGAGCGUGGUUGCCAUGGCGCAGCAGGAGGCCGGGCUGAAGGUCGAGAGGAGGAUCGAGGUCACGAAUCCUGACGAGGUUACUGAGGCGGUGGUGUUGGACGAGUUUAAGAUCAAGGGGGUGGAGGAGGCGAAGGAGGGCAACAAGGGGUUUGCGAGGCCCAAGAGGCCCGGGAGGCGGUAGGGUGUGUUCUGUGAGAGGAUGGGGUGGGAGAGGGUGGAUGGAGGCUGCUGGCAGCGGGAUGGAUAGCGAGUCAUGGCUGGAGACGUAUGCUGGUACUCCUCAGCGCUGGACAUAUUCACAUUUCAGCGAUGGCCGGUGUUGGUUCAAUAGAACACGAAUAGACCUAGCAAAAAGGAACAUUGAUUUUAGGUUGAUCCAGCAACCUCACCAUGAGCG